Messenger RNA from Acaulospora morrowiae, 191 nucleotides. The record is from the annotation of a GenBank genome assembly. NCBI's taxonomy places the organism in Eukaryota, Fungi, Glomeromycota, Glomeromycetes, Diversisporales, Acaulosporaceae.
UUUAAAAGAUAAGCGUAAUUGUCAAAGAAUCUGCGCAAAAGAUAUUGGUCACGCAGAUAGCGACCAUAUGUGUCAGUCAAAAUGUCAUUACUGUGGAGAACCAUGUUCUUUGUCAACAUCCACAAAAAAAGGAAAUUACCAGUGCCCUAACAAAUGCAUCAUAAAUUGCAAGGAAGAACAUGAGCGUCAUC